AUGUCGAACCCGAGCGAUUACACAGUUGGCUGGAUCUGCGCCAUUGAUACCGAAUAUGUUGCUGCCCAAGCUGUGCUUGAUGAAAAAUACGAAGGGCCUGACACAGUUUCCACUAAUGACAAUAACACUUAUCAAUUGGGCCGAAUUGGAAAACAUAACGUUGUUAUCGCCGUUUUGCCAGAUGGAGAGUACGGCAUAUCCUCCGCUGCACGCGUGGCAGCAGAUUUAUCACACAGCUUCCCCAGUAUCAGAGUCGGGCUCUUUGUUGGUAUAGGCGGGGGUGCACCGUCUCCAAAGCAUGAUAUUCGUUUGGGGGACGUGGUGGUGAGCUCUCCGGGCCGUGGCAAUGGCAGCAGCCACGGUGAUGUAUUCCAGUACGACUUCGGAGAAACCAUUCAGGGGCAGAGCUUCCAAAUGACAGGAUUCCUAAAUCAACCUCCCUCUUUUCUACGGGCGGCGAUAACAGGCAUCAAGGCGAAAUAUGAGGAGGAAGGGCAUCAGAUUAAAGCAAAAAUCGGUGCCAUUUUUGAUACGAAACAAAGACUACGGAGAAAAUACCAACGACCCGAUCCAAGUAGCGAUAGAUUAUAUCAAAGUCACAUCUGCCACCCUAUAGACGAGGAACGAAGCUGUGUUACAUCAUGUGGAAAUAAUCCACCUUCUCUCAUCUUACGACCUGAAAGGGGUGCCCAUGAAGACGAUCCAACGAUCCAUUAUGGCCUGAUUGCUUCAGCAAACCAGCUAAUGAAGGACGCUGUGCUUCGAGACAAGCUCGCUGCAGAAAAGGACGUCAAGUGCUUUGAGACGGAAGCAGCGGGGCUGAUGAAUCACUUUCCGUGUCUCGUUAUUCGUGGAAUCUGUGAUUAUGCAGAUUCGCAUAGGAAUAAGGAGUGGCAGGGAUAUGCAGCAAUGGUAGCGGCGAUGUACACAAAGGAUCUCCUCUAUCUAAUCCGACCAAACAGAGUCCAAGCUGAGAAACAAAUUGGCGAUAUUUUAUCUGAAUAUCGAGAUAUCGCGAGAGCACAUCGUGAUGUUGCAGAGGAACACCGAGACAUUGUCAUGGUGGAUAUCCAAACUCAGGAAGAAGAACGCCGUCGACAGGAAGAAGAAAGUUGUCACCAGCUAUUCCGCCUCACACGCGAUGACAGAGAUGCCACAUACGAGUGGUAUAAAGACAGAGUGGAAAAAAGGAUUGAAAAUACUUGCCUGUGGUUCCUUGAGCACGAGCACUUCCACACGUGGUUUAGACAAGACUAUGGCCCACUGCUGGUAUCAGCAGAUCCUGGUUGCGGAAAAUCAGUGUUGGCCAGGUAUCUGGUUGACGAGGUCCUCCCAGGACCAGAGACUACCGUCUGCUACUUUUUCUUUAAAGAUCAAGACCAAAAUACCGUCCGGCAGGCUCUUUGCGCGCUGCUUCACCAACUCUUCGCCCAGAAGCCUUAUCUAAUUAAAUAUGCUGUAAAAGAAUAUCGCAAGGACGGACCGGGGUUAACCAACUCUACGAAAUCGCUCCGGCAGAUUUUACAGGAUGUUACUGAAGACCCCCAGGCAGGGUCUGUUAUAGUCGUGCUUGAUGCCCUGGAUGAAUGCAAAGAAUCCGAGUUGCCGGAUUUGAUACGCUUUGUGGAGAGCCAAUUCCGCAGCGAUCAGUGUGGGAAGCUUAAAUAUCUUCUUACAUGUCGUCCAUACGAGGCGAUCAUGUCUAAGUUCUAUAACCUGGAGGGUGUCUUCCCGGAAAUCCAUAUACCAGGAGAAGAAGAGUCAGAAGCUAUUAGCCACGAGAUAGAUCAUGUGAUUCAGCAUCGGCUUAGCCAGCUAUCAAAAACCAAGAGCCUCUCUGCCGAUAUUACGGAGUAUUUGAAAACAAGGCUACAAGAGACUCCCCAUCGUACUUAUCUAUGGGUAUAUCUAAUAUUCAACUAUCUGGAAGAGGAAGACUUCAAAAAGACCUUGAAAGGAGUAGAAUCGACUCUUAUAACACUUCCAGGGAGUGUUAACGAAGCAUACGAGCGUAUCCUUAGCAAAUCUAAGGAAGAUCCGAUGGUCCGGAAAGCUUUGACAAUUAUCUUUGGAGCGGAUGAGCCGCUAUCUGUGGCGGAGAUGAAUGAAGCUAUGAAUCUUGACGUCUCAUUACGAACUAUUGACCGUGAAAAGAAAGAGGAUUUUAAAUCCCGUCUUAGAUCUUGGUGUGGGUUUUUCAUCUCAAUUCACCAGGACAAGGUUUAUUUCAUCCAUCAAACUGCUCGAGAAUUUCUUCAACAAUCGUCUUCACCUGCAAUUCCGGUCUCACCUGAACGCUGGCAACACUCCAUAAGUGCCCACCAGGCUCAAGUGGUACUUGCCGAGAUUUGUCAAGCUUACCUCCUACAUAUGUAUGAGAUGUUGAAACGUGAUGGUCCAUUUACUUAUGUAUUGGAAUUUUAUAUAUACCAAUUCGACUAUGAAUUUCUAGCCUACGCGUCGCAUGCUGGUUCUCACCACAUUCAAGAAUCUAGAACUCUGGAUGCAGCAGCACUUCCAGGAUCAGCACUUCAAGUUGCCACACCUAUGGAGGUAUCUGAGAAACUGAAUGCGCUAGCUACAAUGCUAGUAGACUACCACCUUAGCGCGUUUACCCUCCAGUUUGCGUUGGAUAUAGGUAGAGUAGCUAUCUACUCAAUGCCUCAAGACCACCCCUGCCGGGCCGCCAUGUUGAGCAACUAUGACAAUCGUCAAUACCCAAGCAUCGGUCCGACAGAACAACUAGAUUCAGUUUUCAACGAAUCAAGGGAAGUGCUUGAGACCGCCCCGGAAAAUCACCCAGACCGGGAGAAAGUUUUACGAUGCCUUGCAGAUCAUCUAAGAGAGAGGCCAUUACGCACUACCUACUUAAGCAACUAUUUUCAAGCGAUAAUUGUGCUAGGAGAGAUUAUUUGCACUACACCGCUGGAUCACCCAGAUCGGGUAAUACUCUUAAACAGCCUUGGAGAUUGUUUAGGCUCGCCUUACGUAGUAUCGCACCGAAGACCUGGGUAUGACCUUGAUCAAACCGUGGGGAUACUAUGGAAGUGUAUUUGCAUUAUACCGCUAGAUCACCCACAUAGGCUUAUAAUCUUGGAGAAUGUCUGGUUGACUCUUAGACAGGACAUUCUUCCAGUUCCGAGCCCAUCGCUAGAUUUCAGCCCAUCGCUAGAUUCGAGCCCAUCGCUAGAUUCGAGCCCAUCGCUAGAUUAG
Molecule: messenger RNA, 3213 nt
Organism: Trichoderma harzianum CBS 226.95
Lineage: Eukaryota; Fungi; Ascomycota; Sordariomycetes; Hypocreales; Hypocreaceae
Exons: 2
Coding region: 1-3213 (1070 amino acids)
Biological process (GO): nucleoside metabolic process
Molecular function (GO): catalytic activity
Source: RefSeq, a predicted model, not a curated record